This is a messenger RNA of Pistacia vera, 709 nucleotides long. RefSeq lists its product as uncharacterized. The record is from RefSeq and is a predicted model, not a curated record. Bases 73 to 510 code for a protein of 145 amino acids. NCBI's taxonomy places the organism in Eukaryota, Viridiplantae, Streptophyta, Magnoliopsida, Sapindales, Anacardiaceae. The transcript has 2 exons.
GCAGCUCCCCUAAGACCGUAGUUUAAGCAGUGAUCGACGGUUUUUCGGCCAGAAAUUUAUUGCGGGAGACAGAUGGCGUACUGUCGUUCGAAGAUGAUUGGGGCCCCACUUCCUCUGGCCUCCUGUGGAAAGGACUUAAUUGACCCACCGGUGAUUGUAUCAACAACCAAGACAAGAGUUCUCCUUCCUCUUCAGCAGGUGAGAAACAAUUUAGAGCAGAAGUUGCAGAAGCCGGAAACCAAUUGUAUUUCGCGAAGAGAUACAAUGCUUUGUAUGACAGCUAAAAUUCUGAGUGGGGUUGCUCUUCUCUCAGCAGACCCUGCUGAAGCUCGUGUUCAGAAACUUGAGAGGAAGAGAAAAAUCAUGGAGAAGCUCGAGAAGCUUAGGGAGAAAGCUGGGGUAUCAAAGCCAAAGAUUGAGAAUGGGAAACAGACACCUCUGCCACCAAAGCGUCCCGCGAAUCCUCAACAAGGUUCUGUUCAACCUCUGGUGGAAUCAAUCCUCCCCUAGUGAGAAAUCACAACAUCAAAUGUUCGUUUUUUAACAUAUUUCAAAUGAAGAUUUUCAUUAAUUUUAGUUUAUUUAGAAUCAUAUUGUUGUUUAUGAAAAUGAGUUUUGGGUUAACAUAUUUACUCUAUUUGUAGAAAAGCCCUUGAAAUCAAAGACCAAAUUUUUAAUCUGAGUUGAAUUAGUAAAUCUUCUUGAAGAA